Drosophila mauritiana is the source of this 499-nucleotide messenger RNA. RefSeq lists its product as uncharacterized. NCBI's taxonomy places the organism in Eukaryota, Metazoa, Arthropoda, Insecta, Diptera, Drosophilidae. The transcript has a single exon. The coding region runs from base 38 to 400 and encodes 120 amino acids. The record is from RefSeq and is a predicted model, not a curated record.
GUAUUUGACGAAGUUGGAGAAGGAAUACGACAUCGAAAUGGAUCACAAGUGGAUAUUAUUUUUGUUCAGCAUUGCUGCUCUGCUCUUGUGCAAUUUUGUAAGAGCCGAUGAAACGGAAACGGAAGUGGUGGAGGAGCAACCAAGCUCUAUUCAGCUGCUGGAGGCCGGGGAAACCGCACAGGCUGAUUCCGCAGACGAGAACGUUAGGAAAGUGCGCCAGUACUUUGGACCACCACCGUUUGGACCUCCGCCACCACCCUUCUUUGGACCACCUCCACCACCGUACUACGGCGGUGGUUUUGGUGGCGGAUUCGGCGGUGGCUUCCAGAGAACUCGAGUGGUCACCCGCACCCGUUAUCGCGGACGCGGUGGAUACUACGGCGGUGGAUUCUACGGUUAAUCAGUGGACAUGGAUUCGAUUGUGCAGACUUUGUGAUACUUCUUUUGUGCUGCCCCAUGGGGUGCAAUAAAAUUGUUUGCUUUAUGCAAGUCCAUUCAA